Lycium barbarum (goji berry) is the source of this 1700-nucleotide messenger RNA. Its product is annotated as polyubiquitin-like. The coding region runs from base 20 to 1495 and encodes 491 amino acids. NCBI's taxonomy places the organism in Eukaryota, Viridiplantae, Streptophyta, Magnoliopsida, Solanales, Solanaceae. Gene Ontology annotation, biological process: modification-dependent protein catabolic process; protein ubiquitination. The record is from RefSeq and is a predicted model, not a curated record. Gene Ontology annotation, molecular function: protein tag activity; ubiquitin protein ligase binding. The transcript has 2 exons. Gene Ontology annotation, cellular component: cytoplasm; nucleus.
CUCUAUAGUCGGCCAUAGCAUGUAUAAAAUGAGGCUUUCUAUUGCCUUAUUUCUCCAUCUUUUAUCUCAUUUCUCUUCUAAUAAUAUUUCUCUCAAAUCGCCUUCAAAUUUCUCUCUCAAGAUGCAGAUCUUCGUGAAAACCCUAACCGGAAAGACCAUCACUCUCGAGGUGGAGAGUUCCGAUACAAUCGACAACGUUAAAGCUAAGAUCCAGGACAAGGAAGGAAUCCCCCCGGAUCAACAAAGGCUCAUCUUUGCCGGAAAGCAGCUUGAGGACGGCCGUACUUUAGCUGAUUACAACAUCCAGAAGGAAUCCACCCUGCAUUUGGUGCUUCGUCUACGUGGUGGUAUGCAAAUCUUCGUUAAGACCCUCACCGGCAAGACUAUCACCUUGGAGGUUGAAAGCUCCGACACCAUUGACAACGUCAAGGCCAAGAUCCAGGACAAGGAAGGUAUCCCACCAGAUCAGCAAAGGCUGAUCUUUGCCGGGAAACAGCUUGAGGACGGCCGUACUCUAGCUGACUACAACAUCCAGAAGGAAUCCACCCUGCAUUUGGUGCUUCGUCUACGUGGUGGUAUGCAAAUCUUCGUUAAGACCCUCACCGGCAAGACUAUCACCUUGGAGGUUGAAAGCUCCGACACCAUUGACAACGUCAAGGCCAAGAUCCAGGACAAGGAAGGUAUCCCACCAGAUCAGCAAAGGUUGAUCUUCGCCGGGAAACAGCUUGAGGAUGGCCGUACCUUAGCCGACUACAACAUCCAGAAGGAAUCCACCCUUCAUUUGGUGCUACGUCUCCGUGGUGGUAUGCAGAUCUUCGUCAAGACCCUCACCGGAAAGACCAUCACCCUUGAGGUGGAAAGCUCCGACACCAUCGACAAUGUGAAGGCUAAGAUCCAGGACAAGGAGGGAAUCCCACCAGACCAGCAGAGGUUGAUCUUUGCUGGAAAGCAAUUGGAGGAUGGCCGUACCCUUGCUGAUUACAACAUCCAAAAGGAGUCGACUCUUCACUUGGUGCUUCGUCUUCGUGGUGGUAUGCAGAUCUUCGUCAAGACCCUCACUGGAAAGACCAUCACCCUUGAGGUGGAAAGCUCCGACACCAUCGACAAUGUCAAGGCUAAGAUCCAGGACAAGGAGGGUAUUCCACCAGACCAGCAGAGGUUGAUUUUUGCUGGCAAGCAGCUCGAGGAUGGAAGGACUCUUGCAGACUACAACAUUCAGAAGGAGUCGACUCUUCACUUGGUGUUGAGGCUUAGGGGAGGAAUGCAGAUCUUUGUUAAGACCUUGACUGGCAAGACCAUCACCUUGGAGGUGGAGAGCUCUGACACUAUUGAUAAUGUUAAGGCUAAGAUUCAGGAUAAGGAGGGUAUUCCACCAGACCAGCAGAGGCUUAUCUUUGCAGGAAAGCAGUUGGAAGAUGGCCGUACCCUGGCGGACUACAACAUUCAGAAGGAGUCUACCCUGCACCUUGUCCUCCGUCUCCGUGGUGGUUUUUAAAUUGCCUCUGUUGUGUUGUCUGUCUUGCUGUGUCUGUGUGUUACCCGCGGUGGUUGUGAUUGUAUGAUGGCCUCGAAUGGUCAUCUGCACUAUAUGUUCGUAUUUUGCUCCUGUUUUUUUUCUAAUGUUUCUGGUUUGUGAAUAAAAGUGAAUUUUAUCCUAAUGCCUUUGGUAUGAAGGCAUUAGGAUGAUGUGUUCUUUCUAA